AUGGAAGUUAACGAUACUUCUAGUACUGAGGUCAUUCCUCUGUGUCACGUGGUUACCGUUGUGAGCGACGUUUUUUUGCGAUUCUCCAAUAUAGAGAGGAUUGAGCGUGCUGUUCUACAGAAUGCGGCCGAAUUGCUAGCCCGUCAAGUCAAUAUGUUUACAGUGUACGACUCACACAGUGUUUUGCGACGCCACUUCAUGCGAAAAUAUGGCGGUUACACUCGAUGCUCGGUUUUAACACAACCCCGACGUACGGUGUAUGACCUUGACGUAAGCGACUGUUCCAGCUCAGUGGACGGUUUCGAAUACAACAGUGAGACAGAUUCGGAUAGUGACAGCAUAUAUUUCCUGGAACGGAGUGGCUCUGAUUUUUUCCUCUCGACAUUCCACAGGGUGCAGCAUGCGUCGAGGCGAGGGCUGCGGCUCUGUUUUCUGGAUCGCAACCAUGCCCACCAGCAAAUCCUCAGUCUGUCUCCUAGCGGCUAUGCACCGCUCGACGACUGGAUAGACACGCCCGGGGUAUUUCUGCGCAGCAAACAGGUCAGGUAUCGCGUUCCCCCAGAGCAUCACGUUUCUCAACUCGAACUUCAACGGCAGUUGAAUUCCAUAGAUGGGAUACAACUGCCCAAUGCCGACCUUGUAGUAACAGUGUAUCCUGGGAUUCGCGAUAGUCUGCUUUUCUUAAUCGCAUUUUUUUGGUUGAGCCUGCUGCAGUUGCUAAAAUGCAUAUUUCCCCGGCGUUUCAAGCCAACCAUGCCCCCGAAAUUAGAUUUAAAACUGUUGCUCAGGUGCAUCGCAGCCCGCAUAAGUGGCGCGUUUUGUUUCGGGGGGUCGGUAAUAUACUCUUUUGGUACCGACGGCAUUCCGCCAUUUUUUCUGGCGGAUUCCGAGCUGCACCAAUGCUUCGGGUUGACCGUCGCUGCGUUUUCGCGUUGCGUCGAUCGCUACUAUACGUGUCAGAGGCGCAAAGGCAAGUGA
Molecule: messenger RNA, 978 nt
Organism: Babesia bigemina
Lineage: Eukaryota; Apicomplexa; Aconoidasida; Piroplasmida; Babesiidae
Exons: 1
Coding region: 1-978 (325 amino acids)
Source: RefSeq, a predicted model, not a curated record